Molecule: messenger RNA, 1425 nt
Organism: Nannizzia gypsea CBS 118893
Lineage: Eukaryota; Fungi; Ascomycota; Eurotiomycetes; Onygenales; Arthrodermataceae
Product: bifunctional polynucleotide phosphatase/kinase
Exons: 7
Coding region: 1-1425 (474 amino acids)
Biological process (GO): DNA repair
Molecular function (GO): polynucleotide 3'-phosphatase activity; double-stranded DNA binding; ATP-dependent polydeoxyribonucleotide 5'-hydroxyl-kinase activity
Source: RefSeq, a predicted model, not a curated record
AUGACCUCACCAGGCUCCAAGCGGCCUAUGUCUAGCACAGAACGCGCAAUUUCACCUCCAACUAAGAAGAAGCCGAAGGUAGCGGCCUCUGUCACUAGCCAAACGGUCGUUAACUUCUUUAAACCUACUUCUCAGAAACCUAUACCCAGUCAGUCUAAAAGGAAGAUAUCAUGGCACAUAGCGAACAACAGCUGCAUUGUCGGCCAAUAUCUUGUUGGCCAAAAGGAUGAAGCACAAAAAGAGGAGCAGAAGGAUGGAAAUAAGACGCGUAUUGCUGCUUUUGACUUUGACCACACACUUAUAAUGCCCAAAUCCAACAGCAAAUUCUCCCGCUCUGCCUCUGACUGGAAAUGGUGGGAUCCCAGUGUCCCAUCUAAACUGAAACAACUCGCUGCAGACGGUUACACGCUUGUUAUCGUCUCAAACCAAAAGGCAGUCAACUUAAAGCCCGAUGCGAAGGCGAAAACGGGCAAUUCAGACUCAAAGAGCUUGUCCGUACUGAAGGAGAAGGUUACUAUGGUACUGGAUACACUGGACUUGGAUAUCCCAGUUAGCAUAUAUGCUGCCACGCAGUAUGACGAAUACAGGAAGCCUAGGAUGGGGAUGUGGAGGGAGAUGGUAAAGGAUUUGGGACUGGAUAUUCCUGAUGACGUGGAGGGGAAAAAAUCGUCAAGGCUAGGACGGACGCUGGAUUUGGGAAACUCCAUCUUCGUUGGCGAUGCUGCGGGUAGAAAGGGUGACCAUUCUUGCUGUGAUAGACAUUUCGCUGCGAACGUUGGUAUACCGUUCAAGACCCCAGAGGAGUUCUUUCGGGAUGAACCACCCGUCCCCGUGGGAGUCGACGUGUUCGAUCCAAAGAAACAUAUGGAUAUGGAUACACCAUCGACGGACGUGGUGGACAAGAUCUCUCCUCCCUUCACAAAACAGAGUGAUACAGAACUGGUACUCUUAUGUGGCAGUCCGGGGUCAGGGAAGUCGACGUUUUAUUGGAAGUACUUACAGCCCCUCGGGUAUGAGAGGGUGAAUCAAGACAUCCUCAAGACGAGACAGAAAUGUCUAAAAGUUGCAAACGAGAAUCUGCUGGCCGGCAAGUCUGUGGCAGUCGACAACACCAACGCCAACAAAACCACCCGCGCCGAGUGGAUAUCUCUUGCAAAAACGCUCAACCUGCCAAUCAGAUGUAUCUACCUUACCACUCCAAUACCAGUCUGCAAACACAAUAAUGCCGUACGAGCAGCGAAUCCAAACCAGGAGUCGCUGAACCCGGAAUCUCGCACCAUACUCCCACCAGUCGCAUUCAGCGACUAUGUGCGCCGUUUUGAAGAGCCGGAUGUAUCUGAGGGGUUUAAAGACAUGAUUAAUGUUGGGUUUCAGUUUGAUGGAGAUAAGGAGGCAAGAGAAUUAUGGGGACAGCAUUGGGUAUGA